AAAAGUAGUGUUGAUGUUUCAAGAGACAAAUGCAGGUCCAAGUCUACAAGUCGAUAACCCGCCUUUUGUACCCCACAGCUCCAGUCGUCGCCCACUUGGGCCAGGCUUUAAGGGCACGCACUGGGUUGAUUUUAUCUAAUCGAGAAGCUCUUUAUCUGCAGUUCUGCUGCAUGGUUGAGCCUCGAGAGCAUUGAAAACCAACCAAUCAC
Messenger RNA from Neurospora tetrasperma FGSC 2508, 209 nucleotides. RefSeq lists its product as uncharacterized. The record is from RefSeq and is a predicted model, not a curated record. Lineage: Eukaryota; Fungi; Ascomycota; Sordariomycetes; Sordariales; Sordariaceae. Bases 30 to 194 code for a protein of 54 amino acids. The transcript has a single exon.